AUGUCAGAAACACCAUCGAAGCCCAAGCUCCUUAUUUUGGGGAAACUGUCGCAUAUACAGAAGGAAUGGAAUGAUUUUGCCCAAAAGUAUGAAGUGGUAGAGUUUAUAUCGAAGUCGAGGGAUGAAUUCAUCACCGACUGUAAGGGAAAAUAUGAUGGCUUAGUGGGAAUUUAUAGCUUCGUCACUGGACAGCAUGUUAUUGGUGGCAUGGAUGAAGAGAUAGCCAAAGCUUUACCUUCCACGCUGAAGUUUGUGUGUCAUAGCGGGGCCGGUUACAAUUUGAUAGAUGUCCAACAUUUAUCUCGGCGAGGAAUCCAAGUUUCCAAUACGCCUUUAGUUGUCAACGGGGCGACUGCCGAUACAGCAAUCUACUUGAUGCUCGGGGCCCUAAGAAAUUUUAACCGCCUAGCUACAGAAUUACGGAGGAAUAAUUGGAACAGAAACGUUCCUGAAGCACAUGAUCCUGCUGGUAAGGUGCUUGGAAUUCUUGGCAUGGGUGGUGUUGGACAAGCUUUCCGCGAUAAGGCCACAGUUUUCGGAUUCUCCAAGAUUCUAUAUCACAAUCGUCACCGCUUGAGUGAGGAGGAAGAAAAAGGUGCUGAAUAUGUAUCCUUUGAUGAUCUACUUGCCCAGUCAGAUGUUCUUUCUUUGAAUUUACCUUUAAAUGCUAACACGAGAGGUAUAAUCUGUGCCGAAACUUUGUGUAAGUGUAAAGAAGGAGUAACUAUUGUAAAUGUUGGUCGCGGUGCUUUGAUUAAUGAAGCAGAUCUUGUGAAAGCUCUGGAAUCGGGUAAGGUUUACAGUGUUGGAUUGGAUUCUUACGAGGAAGAACCAGUAAUCAAUGCUGGGCUACUAUCUAAUGAAAACGUCUUGCUGCUACCUCACAUAGGAACUCAUUCUGUUGAGACUAGACGAGAAAUGGAACUGGUUACCCUUCGUAAUCUCAAAUCGGGACUCGAAACGGGAAAGUUGAUAAAUCUCGUCUCAGAGCAAGUUGGUCUGUUUUAG
Molecule: messenger RNA, 1008 nt
Organism: Sugiyamaella lignohabitans
Lineage: Eukaryota; Fungi; Ascomycota; Dipodascomycetes; Dipodascales; Trichomonascaceae
Gene: GOR1
Product: Gor1p
Exons: 1
Coding region: 1-1008 (335 amino acids)
Cellular component (GO): cytosol
Molecular function (GO): hydroxypyruvate reductase [NAD(P)H] activity; glyoxylate reductase (NADPH) activity; NAD binding
Source: RefSeq, a predicted model, not a curated record